This is a messenger RNA of Orycteropus afer afer, 930 nucleotides long. RefSeq names its product olfactory receptor 4C46-like. Gene Ontology annotation, cellular component: membrane. Lineage: Eukaryota; Metazoa; Chordata; Mammalia; Tubulidentata; Orycteropodidae. Gene Ontology annotation, molecular function: olfactory receptor activity; G protein-coupled receptor activity. The record is from RefSeq and is a predicted model, not a curated record. Gene Ontology annotation, biological process: G protein-coupled receptor signaling pathway.
AUGGAGAUUAAGAACAAUGUGACAGAGUUUAUUCUGCUAGGGCUCACGGAAAAUCCAAAGAUGCAGAAAGUUGUAUUAGCUGUGUUUUUUCUCAUCUAUGCCAUCACUGUGGUAGGAAAUGUGCUCAUUGUGGUCACCAUCACCACCAGCCCAUUGUUGGGCUCCCCCAUGUACUUUUUCCUGGCCUAUCUCUCCUUUAUCGAUGCUUGCUAUUCCUCUGUCACUACCCCAAAACUGAUUGUAGAUUCAUUCCGUGAAAGGAAGACCAUCCUAUUGAAUGAAUGUAUGACCCAAAUCUUUGGAGAACAUUUCUUUGGAGGUGCUGAGGUCAUCCUUCUUACUGUGAUGGCUUAUGACCGCUACGUGGCCAUCUGCAAGCCCUUGCACUACACAACCAUCAUGAACCGGAGAGUGUGUGUCCUGCUAAUAGGAGUCUCCUGGGUGGGAGGCUUUCUUCAUGCGACCAUACAGAUUCUUUUCAUGUUUCGAUUACCCUUCUGUGGCCCUAACAUCAUAGAUCACUUUAUGUGUGAUCUGAACCCUUUGCUCAAUCUUGCCUGCACUGAUACCCACAUUUUAGGGCUUUUUGUUGCUGCCAGCAGUGGGUUCAUUUGUCUGUUAAACUUUCUCCUCUUGCUGAUCUCCUACGUGGUCAUCCUGCGCUCCCUAAGGACCCACAGCUUAGAGGGGAGGCACAAAGCCCUCUCAACUUGUGUUUCCCACAUCAUAGUGGUUGUCUUAUUCUUUGUGCCAUGCAUAUUUGUGUACAUGAGACCUGCAACCUCUCUACCUGUUGAUAAAGCCGUUGCUGUAUUCUAUGCUAUCAUAACUCCCAUGUUAAAUCCUUUAAUCUAUACCUUGAGAAAUGCCCAAAUGAAGGACACUAUUAUGAAAUUGUGCAGUAAGAAAGCUAUUGUAGGUGAUAAGUAA